Molecule: messenger RNA, 1896 nt
Organism: Acyrthosiphon pisum (pea aphid)
Lineage: Eukaryota; Metazoa; Arthropoda; Insecta; Hemiptera; Aphididae
Product: AP2/ERF domain-containing protein PFD0985w-like
Exons: 1
Coding region: 1-1896 (631 amino acids)
Biological process (GO): proteolysis
Molecular function (GO): aspartic-type endopeptidase activity
Source: RefSeq, a predicted model, not a curated record
AUGAGACCAGAACCAAGUCACAUCAGUGAAAUGACACGUCCGUCAUUUUUUGGGAGCAACCGCGACAUGCAUCCUAUUGACUUCCUACAUCGUCUCGACGAAUACUUCGCCGUCAAACAAUUCUAUAUCGGAGAAAAAAUAAUCGUAGUGGGAGAUUGCCUAAAAGGGACAGCAUUCAAUUGGUUUUCGACCAUACGGUUUCAACUGAGAGACUAUGACGAUUUUCGAAAGGCAUUCAUCGACGAAUAUUGGUCGAGAGAGAUUCAAAUCCAAAUCUGGAGCCAGUGCUUAAGUAUAACACAUGUACCACAAAAUACUAAUUUUAGGGAGCACUUCGCGACAUGGGCCACCAAACUGAGGCACCUAGAAGUACCGCGCCUAUCAGAACCAGAGAUAGUCAAACACAUCGCCAAGCACUAUCCAGGCUAUUUAAGGGCCAUUCUAGUAUCAAUGCCAGAACGAACAAUAUUAUCAGCGAUGAAAAUAUUAGGCGAAGAAGGACAAAAUCAAUCGCGGAAAGAUGAUACCCGUCAUCAACCUAAUAAUAAUAAUCAACAGGAAAAUAAUCGUCCGAACAACAGUUCAGAGGGACAAGCAACACAAAACAAUUGGAAUCACAGGUCCAACAAUCGAAAUAAUAAUCGAAACAAUGAUUAUCAACACAAUAAUCGCAACAACGAUUAUCAACACAAUAAUCGAAACAAUGAUUAUCAACACAAUAAUCGCAACAACGAUUAUCAACACAACAAUCGAAACAACAGUCGACACAAUAAUCAAAACACAUCUAGAGAAAAUAAUCAACAAAUUAACCAAGUCUCCACAAGCAAUGACAGUAAUGAACCCGAACAAACCAUUAAUCAAAUGGAAGGAAAUGGUGAGUCAUUUAGUCCGUACAUACAAUGUCUCAUUGAGGGUGAAGAGGUAGAAGUGCUAGUGGACACUGGAGCAACAAUCAGUGUGUUAACCAAAGAGGUGGUUGACACCAUAAUUAAGAAAAAUCCCCGAAUACCACAGUUACCUGUCACCGGCGUAAAAAUAAGUAAUGCUGUUGGUAAACAAAUCUGCAAAACAUCAAAACAAGUAUUUUGUCAAUUUCAAGUCGGAGAGGCCACAAUAGUAUCAAAUUUCAUACAAGUUGAGGGACUCAAUGAAAGAGGCAUCAUAGGCUCAGAUAUAUUAAACAAAUAUAACAUGCAGAUUGAUUUCGACAACCAUACGAUCAGAAUGAAAAUAGCAGGACAAAUCUACUUCGUACCGUUUUCAAAAAAACUACCGAAAGUUACCGCACCUCAAGGCAAUCUGAAGGAAAUCACCGUCCAGGAGUGUAACGAAGAACGUAAAAAUAAUCAAGUGAUGAUUAGUGAUGAAGAAAACGAACAAUUCGAUACGCUCAUGAACCAAUAUGCUCACAUUUUUUCCAACCGCCCAGGGAAAAUUACUGCGUUCGAGUGUCAAAUUAGAACGACCGAGGGGACACCAAUCUAUCAAAAACCCUACUCCAUUCCAGUGUCAAAAAAUAACCGUAUUGAUCGAGAAAUACAGCGAAUGCUAGAUCUAGAUAUCAUUGAGACAUCUACGUCACCAUGGUCAUCUCCCAUGGUGGGUAUAGAAAAAAAAAAUGGUGAUAUACGAAUAUGCAUUGAUGCAAGAAAAAUCAACACUCGUAUCAUUCCUGAUCGCGAACGUCCAAUGAAUAUUGAAGACAUUAUGAAUAAAUUUCAAGGGGUAAAAUAUUUAAGCUCCAUUGACCUGACCGCCGGAUACUGGCAAUGCCCAUUGCGCAGGGAUUGCAGAGAAAUCACAGCAUUUUUACAUAAGGGCAGAAACUACCAAUAUAAAGUAGGUACUACCUUUUGGCCUCGUCAAUUCGGUCGCCGAAUUUCAAAAAAUGCUUGA